Molecule: messenger RNA, 759 nt
Organism: Prunus armeniaca (apricot)
Lineage: Eukaryota; Viridiplantae; Streptophyta; Magnoliopsida; Rosales; Rosaceae
Source: the annotation of a GenBank genome assembly
AUGGGUGAGGUUGCUGCUGCUGGUCUUUUUUCUGUAUGGCAUUGCCAACCCUUGUUCUGUCCUCGUAGAGGCAUGCGUGCCGGAGCAGAAAAUUUGAAGGGUAAGCUGAUGAAGAAGCAGGACAGGCUUUGCCAUGUAAAGGCCUUGUUUAAUCCAAGUCAGCCAAAGAAAAAGGAGCCUUUAACCUUCUACUUUAGACAUACUAUUGAUGCCCCUCUCUAUGAGUCCCCUAGGGCUCCAUUUUAUCAAUAUUUGGAGGAUGAGCAAAGGGUUUUUAAAACAAUUUUUCAGGACGAGGAAAAAACUCAACUCAGUGAGGAAGAGUGGAGAAUGAAAAUGCCAGCCAUGCAAGUCUUGUUCUUGUCUAUCUUCCUUAUACUAUAUGUAAAGUUAAGAAUGAAAUCGAUGGGGAAAGACUACCCUUCUCAUGUUCCUCAAGACAUUUCCAAGGUUCUCGAGAUUGAAAUUACAAGAUGGGAGCUCCUAGGCCCCUCAGAUUAUGAGCCAGGUGAUUUUAGCCUCACUAUCAAAGGAGCCAUAUACUCUGAAAGACAAGGAGCACAAAGCUGGCUUAGAAACAUAUUUAAUAUCAACAUAAGCUUCAUUGUUUCACCUCUGCUUGCUUGGGUCCCGGAUGAUGUUAUGCGAAACAUUACAAAAACGCUUGUGAAGACGACGAUGGACGAUGUGAAAAUAAAUGCCAGGCUGCUAGCAGAUUAUGACAAAUUCAAAACAGAGAAGCUCAAGAAUGUGGCCUAA